Messenger RNA from Merops nubicus (carmine bee-eater), 2204 nucleotides. It is a transcript of the gene CRISPLD1, whose product is annotated as cysteine-rich secretory protein LCCL domain containing 1. The record is from RefSeq and is a predicted model, not a curated record. Gene Ontology annotation, cellular component: extracellular region. The coding region runs from base 65 to 1606 and encodes 513 amino acids. The transcript has 14 exons. Lineage: Eukaryota; Metazoa; Chordata; Aves; Coraciiformes; Meropidae.
GCCAACAGACCUGGAAGAAAGACUGUUUUGGAGCUAACUCCUGAGCAUUUUGAGAUCAUUCAUCAUGAAGUAUGUAGUGAAGGAAUGGCUCAGAGUAACUACCUUGCUAUUCAUAGCUCAAGUAGUUUCUGCAGUGGUUCUUCCCAAUGCCACACUCUUAGAGAAACUUUUGGAAAAGUACAUGGAUGAAGAUGGUGAGUGGUGGAUCGCCAAGCAGAGAGGGAAAAGGGCUAUCACAGACAGUGACAUGCAAAGUAUCUUGGAUCUUCAUAAUAAAUUACGGGGUCAGGUGUAUCCACCAGCUUCCAAUAUGGAAUAUAUGACGUGGGACACAGAACUGGAGAGAUCUGCAGAAUUGUGGGCUGAAGCCUGUCUAUGGGAGCAUGGACCUGCAAGCCUUCUUCCAUCAAUUGGACAGAAUUUGGGAGCACACUGGGGAAGGUACAGACCUCCAACAUUUCAUGUCCAAGCAUGGUAUGAUGAAGUGAGAGAUUUCUCAUAUCCCCAUCCUCAUGAAUGCAACCCGUAUUGUCCCUACAAAUGCUCUGGUCCUGUUUGUACACAUUAUACACAGGUUGUUUGGGCUACAAGUAGCAGAAUUGGUUGUGCAAUUAAUUUGUGUCAUAACAUGAACAUUUGGGGGCAGAUUUGGCCGAAAGCAGUCUAUCUUGUAUGCAAUUAUUCUCCUAAGGGUAACUGGUGGGGUCAUGCACCUUAUAAACCUGGCCGCCCUUGUUCUGCAUGUCCUCCUAGUUUUGGAGGAGGUUGUAGAGAAAAUCUGUGUUACAGAGAGUAUUCAGAAAGGCCUUAUUCUCCCCAUGAACCAGAAGAGGAAACGAAUGAGAUUGAACAGCAGCGGUCCAAAGCCCAGGAUGCAGUGGCACAAAGCCAGCCAAGAACUCGUUUACCUUCCAGCUCCACAGCCACUGAUGACAGUGAGAAGAAUGAAGUAAUAAGCACACAGCAAAUGUCUCAGAUUGUUUCAUGUGAAGUGAGGCUAAGGGAUCAGUGCAAAGGAACAACUUGCAAUAGGUAUGAAUGUCCUGCUGGCUGUUUGGAUAGCAAAGCCAAAGUUAUUGGAAGUGUACAUUAUGAAAUGCAAUCCAGUAUUUGUAAAGCUGCCAUACAUUAUGGCAUCCUAGACAAUGAAGGUGGUUGGGUUGAUGUCACUAGGCAAGGAAGAAAAAAUUACUUUAUCAAGUCUUACAGGAAUGGCAUUCAGUCAGUUGGAAAAUACCAGUCUGCGAACUCCUUCACUGUCUCAAAAGUAACAGUUCAGGCUAUCACCUGUGAAACAACAGUGGAACAACUGUGCCCAUUUCAAAAACCAGCCUCACACUGUCCAAGGAUAUAUUGUCCUCAUAACUGUAUGCAGGCAAAUCCACACUAUGCUCGUGUAAUUGGAACACGAAUUUAUUCUGAUCUCUCCAGCAUCUGCCGGGCCGCAGUACACGCUGGUGUAGUCCGCAACCAGGGCGGUUAUGUUGAUGUUAUGCCAGUAGACAAAAGAAAGGUGUAUGUUGCUUCCUUUCAAAAUGGGAUAUAUUCAGAAAGUUUACAGAAUCCUCCAGGAAGCAAGGCAUUCAGAGUAUUUGCUGUUGUUUGAGUCUAGCAGAUAAUAUGUAAAUCACAUGAAUGAAACCAGAGCACUUGGAAGAGAAUAAUAAGGGUCAAUUCUUAUAAUUCCUAAAAUUUGUAUAAAGCUGUAACAUUAUUGUACAGAAGUUGUAUGCUGCUUUCCACCAAAAAGUUUAGAUUGCGUAUAUAUCUUAAUGAAAACUGUAAAAGUAAACAUGGGAGAAAAAUUAAUUUUAAAAUCUAUAAUUAUAUGUACCAAUAUUUUGAAUCCUGUGUUAAAUAUUGCUAUAUUUUCUUAGCAGUUACUCCUAUACAGUUAAUACAAAGCUCAUAAAUGUUCUUUGUUUUCUUCAUCUGAAAAUAUUAUUGUAUGGUGCUUUAUAUAUGCCACUAACAGUAACCUUAAAACUAUACCAUAGGUAGGCCUGAGUUUUUAUUUUCAACGUAAUAAAAAGAAGCCAUACAAAUAAAUCAAUAUAAUAAAUCAUGCUUUAAGAUAAGAUAAAAAUGUAUAUAACUUUUUGACAACUUAAAGUAUCAUUAGCCAUGCAAAUCUAAAUGAAGAGCUAGACUAUUUUCAGUUUCACAGUAAUCAUAACAAAGACAAAUAGCUGGUUUUACGUAAA